Molecule: messenger RNA, 1554 nt
Organism: Gracilinanus agilis (Agile Gracile Mouse Opossum)
Lineage: Eukaryota; Metazoa; Chordata; Mammalia; Didelphimorphia; Didelphidae
Gene: FOXQ1
Product: forkhead box Q1
Exons: 1
Coding region: 1-1554 (517 amino acids)
Biological process (GO): anatomical structure morphogenesis; cell differentiation; regulation of transcription by RNA polymerase II
Molecular function (GO): DNA-binding transcription factor activity, RNA polymerase II-specific; RNA polymerase II cis-regulatory region sequence-specific DNA binding
Source: RefSeq, a predicted model, not a curated record
AUGAAGUUAGAAGUCUUCGCCCCCCGCACCUCUUACGAGGAGAAGACGGCUAGCGACCUGGAAGGCAUUGGCGGCAGCUGUGCCCCGUCGCCUCUCUCAGCAGCUGGUGAGGACGACCUGGGAUCGGAUGGGGACUGUGCUGCCAAUAGCCCGUCCUGCAGCAGCAGCACCAGCAACAGCUCAGGGGAAUUGGCUGCUGAGUGCAGCCACAGCAGCAGCAGCGGAGGCGAAGGGAGUGAGAGCGGCUGCUCUGGCGAAGACCCCUCGUUAGUAGCCCCGGCCACCGAAGGCGAUGCGAAUGAACCAGGAGGAAACUCCAGCGGGAGCAGCAGCAGUAGCGGCAUCGGAGGUAACCCCAGCGGCAGCAACUGCGAGGGAGGAGGCGGGCGAAGCAAACCCUACACGCGGCGACCUAAGCCCCCUUACUCUUAUAUAGCGCUCAUUGCCAUGGCCAUUCGCGACUCGGCCGGUGGCCGCCUGACGCUAGCCGAGAUCAACGAGUAUCUCAUGGGCAAGUUCCCCUUCUUCCGCGGCAGCUACACUGGCUGGCGCAACUCUGUGCGGCACAACCUCUCGCUGAACGAUUGCUUCGUCAAGGUGUUGCGCGACCCUUCCCGCCCCUGGGGCAAGGACAACUACUGGAUGCUCAACCCCAAUAGCGAGUACACUUUCGCGGACGGGGUCUUCCGCCGCCGCCGCAAGAGACUCAGCCACAAGACAGCGGCGCCCCCGUCUUUGCAGCCGGAGGAGAGCGCUCCGGCCGCGGCCGCCGCCGCCGCUGCUGCUGCGGCGGCGGCUGCAGCUGUGGCAGCCGCUCACCCGGCCGGCGCCGCCCGCCUGCUGCUGCCGCCGCCACCUCCUCCUCCCCCGACCUCUGUGGGCCGUGGCAACACCGGCGGCGGCGGCGGCGGCGGCAGCAGCGCAGCGCCCUCUGCUUCCACCUCCUCCUCGUCCCUGUCUCCGUCCUCCUGCUCCCGGGGCUGCAAGGAGGAAAACACGAGCCCCACGGGCAAGUUCUCCAGUUCCUUUGCCAUUGACAGCAUCCUCAGCAAGCCCUUCCGCCGCCGCGGAGACCAGGGCGCAGAGACCCGGUCCUUCCCACAGCCCGCAAGGUUGCUGUGGUCGGCCGCGGCCGGCGCUUCCUCCUUACCGGGCGCAGCUGGAUACCCGAACUUAACCGCCUUCCCUCCAGCCCCGCACCCACAGCAGCAGUCCCCGAUGUUCCCUAGGGGAGGUGCGCGGGCGGUCGCCCCAAGCGGGACCCUCUUGCAGCUGUACGCAUACGGAAUGGGCGAGCCGGUGCUCCUGGAGACGCGAAGGAGGGAGGCGCCGCUGGCUCCAGCUUCCGAGCCUCCCGCGGAGCAGCCCCAGGCGCCGCAGCUUUUCCUUACUCCUUCCUUCUCCGCUGCCCCGGCCAAGGCUUUCCGAAGCCCGCUGGCUGCGGGCAGUUCGCAGUUGUACUGCCCCCUCCGGUUAUCCGGAGCCUUACAAGCAGCCUCAGGAUGCAGCCCUAGCACUUACCAACCUUACCCCAUGGAGACUCUUCUCGCCUAA